AUGCCUGAACUUACCAGCCAACUUUCAGGCGCGGAGUGGGAGGCUGUCGGCCCUCAAACUCCAGCACAGCGAUUUUUCAAGGCGUAUGUCGACACCGUAGAUUCUGCUGGGUUCAACCAUGGCUCUGGACAGCGCUUUUACGCUAAAGACGCGAUAUUCCACAACCAGAACGGCGUUCAUUAUGUCGGAGGUGACGAGAUGUGGGCAUGGAUGAAACAACUAUUCAACCAGUUUGAGCGCUUGAAACACGACUACCUCAGGCUGUGCGAAAUUCAUGGCGACGAUGGAACAAGCCAAAUUUUCUCACAAAAUGUGAGGAAUAUUUGGUUGCCGGGAAACAGCACCAAUACGCCGUCUGUCAGCAUUCCCAUGAGUUUUGUCUGUCGCAUUGGUGCUGCGGAUAUCCCCGACACUGUUGAAGGACUACAAUUUAAAGAGGUUUGGCUGUACUGGGAUACAAAGAUGCUUGAGCCUCAUUUGCAACGGGAUGCCGUCGUCUUUCUGGGGGAAAAGGCUAGGCUGUAG
Molecule: messenger RNA, 525 nt
Organism: Talaromyces rugulosus
Lineage: Eukaryota; Fungi; Ascomycota; Eurotiomycetes; Eurotiales; Trichocomaceae
Exons: 1
Coding region: 1-525 (174 amino acids)
Source: RefSeq, a predicted model, not a curated record